This is a messenger RNA of Lucilia sericata (common green bottle fly), 2757 nucleotides long. RefSeq lists its product as uncharacterized. Bases 198 to 2645 code for a protein of 815 amino acids. The transcript has 2 exons. Lineage: Eukaryota; Metazoa; Arthropoda; Insecta; Diptera; Calliphoridae. The record is from RefSeq and is a predicted model, not a curated record.
UUUUAUCAUUUUUUAAUUUUCUUCAAUUUUCAUAGUCUCGAAAUAAAUCAAAUAGACAAAUCUCUAUAUUUUUCACAUAUUUUCGCGUUCCUUUAACUAAACAUAUAAAAUUUAAAAUUUUUUUAUUUGAUACAGAUUUUAUACAAACUACAAUAAUUGCAACAAAUUCGAAUUCCAAAUCUUUCGACAAUAAAUAAAUGUAUAGGAAUUUUCAAGAAAAUUGUUAUUGUAUCGAAUAUUAUAGAAGAGUUCAUUGCUGUCAAAUCCAGCCUAUUUUUUGCUACAUUUCCUGCUGUCCUUGCCAAUCAAUUUGCUUUCAAACCUUUCGAAUUUGCCCUCGAACAUAUCGCAAACUUUCCGCAAUGCCACCAAAACUGAAUUCAUCAAGCGAAACAUCAUCAACGAAAAAAAGUGCAAAAUUGAAAAAAAGAAAUUUGAAAUCCAAAAAAGGCAGUAAAAAUACCAAACAGAAUACACAGUAUGUUGCCGAUGAAAUUUCAUUAGAAGACAGUAAAGCCAGUAAUUCAAUCUCAAGUAUUGAGUAUUCCAGAUACCCCUUUAAUGUCGGCAAUAAUGUGCGUUUAACACAUUCUGAAAGUGUAGUGGGAAGUAGAUCUGGUGUUGGAAGUCAUAAUAGCAUUAAAUAUUCUGACUCAUAUUGUAACUACCAAUGUCAUUGUAGACCUUUGAAUGGAUGCCAAGGGAAACCAGAAAUUAAUUUUAAUCUCGUCGCUCGAAAUAACGUACCCAUUAAGCAGACCCAUCCAGGGCGUAGAAAUUACACAAAAGUGAAUAAUGAGUAUUACUACAAUAAUUUGGUAAAUGUAAAAUCCCCAACAAGCAGCCAAACUCCCUCAUAUGAAUCCAGAAAUUCAUACUCAUCUGAAGCUAGUAUUAAUAGGAGGGUUUCGUAUGACUCUCCUAAUUCAUAUACUUCUCAAAUAAAACCAAAUAUUUCUACAAAAUCAGAUUGUAAAUCUUGUAUGGAAUGUCAGCACAUAGAUUUUACUAAAACAGCUUGUGUUCCAAAAUCAACACAACACCAGUCUUGUCAUUGUAACUGCAAUCUUUGCCGUAAAGCCUCACCAACUAGAACCAGUCCCUUAAGAUCGGCAAGACAUUCUUUUUCAUCCUCUAAAAGUUGUCCGCAACUGGAUAUCAUUAAAGAAGAAGAACCUGAAAAUGAAGAUCAUACAAAUUUGAGUAGUAAUAAAAGUAUUCCUGUGAGGACCGUUUCAAGAGAUAUUCAAACAAAGCCUGAAACUCAACCAAAAGCAACAUCAUCAGGUCCGUUAAAAAUGCAAAAAUCUUUAGAAGAUUCUUGUGCAGAUUUCUUAAAUAUUGUUUGUGAUAAUAUUUUGGAAUCCGUGCAAAAAUCUGUUGAUCAUAAGUUGAAGGAAUAUUGCGGCAAUGUUAAAGAAAAUUUUGAGAGUCUGGGUCGAAAAGUUGAAAAGAGCGAGUCUGCUGUGAAAGGUGUGUGCUGGGAUAUAUUGGAAAAAAUGACUGAGCAAAAUAAAAAUAAUUUCGAACAAAUCUGCGCACUUGUACAAAAUCUAGUGGAAAAUCGAACAGCCAAUCAAUAUGCCAUGACAAGGAACAAUUGUCAAGAUAAAGAAUGUCAGUGCGAGUUCUUGGUUGAGGAAGAAAAUGCUGAUAGAGGAAAAAAUAUAAAUAAUGAGGAUAAAAGUAUGGAAAAAAACAUAAAAUCUGUCGUAAAAAGUGCAAAUGAGGAUAUUCGUAAGGAGGAAAACGCAAAUGAUAUUAAAUCAAAAUGGUGUAAUUGUUGCCAUUGUAAUGAUGCAUAUUUGACUCCGCUAUUAGAUCCAGAUAAAACGUAUCCCAGUAAAACAUCAGAAUCCGAAACCAUUGACACUCCUGCUUUGCCUAAGACACACUUGACCACCAGAUCUGCAGGUGGUUGUUCAAAUUGUGAAAAAUGUAAAAAAGAAAAUAUACAAUUGGUGAAAGUGCCCAUAAAUAAAAUACCUGAAGUAAUUUUAUCCAGAAGCUCAGUUGUAGAAGAGGAUUUGAAAAUUAUGGGUUUACCAAGUAAAGACGUAAAUACAUCCGAAAACCCAGCUGUAAAUAAUCACAGUUUAAAUACGAAAUAUAAUGAAACAUCUAUGGCGGUACCUUUAAAAUUUCCAGCACCUGAAUUAACUUCACCUAGCACUUCUGGAACAUUAACAUCUCAGCAUGUAUCGGGUACUACUGAAAGGGACACAAGUCUUCCAAAAUAUACAACUUUUUGUUUAACACCUACGGGAAAGACUAUUUUCAAUUGCAACUGUUCUGCUAUGGGAUAUGAUAAUAAUGAAAAUAAACAGAUUUGUGCUUGUAAAAUCUCCAACGAUACAAAUAUGGAACUUAAGCCAAUUUGCAGAAAUCUUUACGAUAACUACGAUACCAGUGGUUAUGCCACCGAACCAGAGGAUAAUAAUGAUAGUACAACCAAUUGCAAUAGUGCUCGUAAGAAAUUGCAAAAGAAGGCCUCGAAACAACAUUGCAGUUCUCAAACUAUGGAUAUGGGAAAUUCUGGUAGUGGCUAUGAUUAUGGCAACGAGAUGCGCGGCAGUCACAUCGGUAAAAGAUUGAGUAAAACUAAUUCUUGUAAUCCCUCACCAACAAGAUUAUCGCGUUUGUGAUUAUGGUUUGAUAUCAUGAGUUCGAACAAUUAUUAACUGCCUAAAUGGAAUCUUGAGUAUUGAAUAUAUCAUUUAUUUGGAAUAUAAAGAAUUUUCUUAAUAAAAAUUAUAA